Molecule: messenger RNA, 1763 nt
Organism: Atta colombica
Lineage: Eukaryota; Metazoa; Arthropoda; Insecta; Hymenoptera; Formicidae
Product: diphthine methyltransferase
Exons: 5
Coding region: 617-1729 (370 amino acids)
Molecular function (GO): protein binding
Source: RefSeq, a predicted model, not a curated record
CAUAGUUUUUGAAAUUCUUAUUUUCUGUUCCUUGUUCCUUUUAUUGUGCGGAGUGAAAGUGAGCUCGAAACACGGUGUAUGAAUAUGUAGUAUGUAUGUGUAGUAACACAUAUUUGUAACGUGUAAUCUGUGACCAAGUGACAAUCAAUACUUCCAACUUUUCCCGCAAGGCGUGAUGGUAUUAAAAUCACAUUGCUGAAUUUUCCAUGGAUUUUCCUACACCGUGUUUCAACCCUAUUUUUUUUCAAGACCGGCCGCUUGAUCUUCUGAGUUUGAUCUCCUUAUUUUAUUACUCCAUGCUGAAAAUAGUCAACCAAAGUUUCACUAAGCUGUAGUUAAAACCAAUAUUGGUAGAAACGGCCCAGAAGAGACGAAGGGAGAUUGACUAGGUUGUUAUAAAAAAUAAACGGAAAACGUGCAGCCUCUUUCCUCCCUCUCGGAGAUGACAAAACAACGCAAAAAUGUGGGAGUAACAGCGAAAAUUAUGGAACCGUUGCUGACGGUGCCGGAGCCGAGAGUUUCUCAACGCAUCGCAUCAAUAUCUUCCUUGCCUGCUCAAUCAAAAUACAUCAAGUUACUGCGAGUCAUAGAGCAGUUAGAUAAUUGACAGAAAGAAAUGGCAGAAGACGAGAUAUAUGUACGUACAUUGGCUACAUUUAAUACAAAAUUUCCAGCAGACACUGUCGAAUGGUGUCCUAUAGAACCAUAUCGAAAUGUGUUAACAUGUGGAACAUAUAAAUUAAAUAAAAAUGAAUCUAAUACAAAAUCUACCUAUAGACAGGGGCAAAUCUUAUUGUUGCGUAUAACAAAUGGUGGAGAGUUAGAAUUGUUGCAACAAGUAUGCACUUCAGCUAUAUUGGAUAUGAAAUGGUUACAUGUCAUAGAUAUUGUAGAAACUCGAAUAUUACUCGCAGUUGUCGAUUCCAUGGGAUACUUACAAAUUUAUCAACUGAAAAACGAUGGAAAAAGAAUAGAAUUUAUCACUAAAUUAAAAGUCAAUGAUGAGGACAAUGUCAUGGCAUUAUCUCUAGAUUGGUCCAGAAGAAACAGCCCUGCUUCUGAUCCUAUCAUUAAUACGAAUAUUCUUGUGAGCGACAGUACAGGACACAUCUCUCGUUUUACGUGGGGUGAAGCGGGUGAUCUGACGAAAGAUUUUACAUGGCCCGCUCACAAGUUCCAUGCGUGGAUUGUCGCCUUUGAUUACUGCAAUCCAUUAAUUUUUUAUUCUGGAGGCGAUGACAAUAGAUUCCUAUGUUUUGAUAGCAGAACUGGAUCUCAUCCUGUAGUUGAAAAUAAGAAAUAUAUUGCCGGUGUUACUAGCAUCCAUAGUAAAAAAUUCUUACUCGCAACAGGAAGUUACGAUCAGAAUAUAAGACUGUGGGAUAAGAGAAACUUCGCUCGACCAGUAUCGACGAUUUGUCUCGAUGGUGGAGUCUGGCGUUUAAAAUGGGAUCCGUUUACUCAUCAAUACCUGCUUGCCGCCUGUAUGCACAAUGGUUUCAAGAUCAUUAAUCAUGAUAUAUUAUCAUCUGUCGUUGUCAAUUAUAAAGAACACAAAGGUUUAUCGUAUGGCUGUGACUGGUCAUUCUUAAAACAGUCGGAUAUUUCGAAUUUAAACAUAUCUAAUGGAGAUACCUUGAUGAGCACUUGUUCUUAUGAAGAUCGUCUCCUUAAAGUAUCUGUAAUUGAUUUUUGGCCGGAUAAACGUAUUGAGGAAAAAGAUUACUAAUAUGGAUAAGAUGAAAGAUAUUUCUGAAUAAACA